GAAACUUUUCACAUACGUGUAGCUGCACUUGUUGUGGUUGUUCUGGUGGUUGUACGUGUUGUGGUUGGUCUGGUGGUUGUACGUGUUGUGGUUGGUCUGGAGGUUGUACCUGUUGUGGUGGUCGUACUAGUACUCAUUGUGGUGGAUGUGCUCGUCACGGUGGUUGUGGUGGGUGUGCUCGUCACGGUGGUUGCGGUGGAUGUGCUCGUCACGGUGGUUGUAGUGGAUGUGGUAGUUGCACGCGUCGUGGUAGCUGUACCUACAGUAUUAUUCGUUAUUACUGA
Rotaria socialis is the source of this 284-nucleotide messenger RNA. The record is from the annotation of a GenBank genome assembly. NCBI's taxonomy places the organism in Eukaryota, Metazoa, Rotifera, Eurotatoria, Philodinida, Philodinidae.